GACAGAUAGUUUUGGACAAUUUUUAGGUUAGGUUCGUCGAAAAAAGGGGGCCAAAAAUUAUAAAUUUAAAGGACUCCCGACUCUUAAUUAUUCAAGAAAAGUGAUGCAAAGAUGUCUUCAAACGCCAUAAAAUCAAUAAAAUCUUUGGGUGUCUUUCAAAAACCAACCAUUUUCGAUAAAGGCCCUGGAGCUUUACUACCUGCAGCCUACAAGAAAUUUUACAAAGAAUGGCGUUCCACUGAACCGUCAGCAGUUCACUACAUCCCCGAACAAGGCAAAUGGAAACGAGACGAAGUUACUGGAGAAGUGAAUCCUGUACAAAACAUCCCUGUGCCACUAUUCUAUCCUAAAGAACAUAACAGCCAUUUUUGGGGCGGUGAAGGAGUAGUACAAGGUUUCCAAGCUCGUAGCAGGAACACCCGAAGGGUACCUCAUUUUUGGGUUCCUGUAUUAAAACGUUCCGUAGUUCACAGUGAGGUUUUGAAUGAAUAUUUUUCUAUAAUUGUUACCGAGAGAACCAUACGGCUUAUAAAUGCUAAUUAUGGCUUUGAUCAUUAUUUACUAAAAACCCCAGCUUGUGAUUUGAAAUCUCUACUGCCUUUGGGAUUGAAAAGGAAAAUUUUGAAGGAGCUCGAAGCAGGUUGCCCUAAUGUGAACGAAGAAAAACGACAGGAAAUUUUGCAGAAGUAUGGCAAAUACUUAGAAGCCUAUACUUCUGAAGAGAUUGAUUGGUACGGAUAUUCAUUUUCUGAAGCAUGUAGAAGAAUAGAAAAACAAAUGGAAGAACAACAAACUGUGGUGCCGUUGAAACAUGUUUAUAGGUCUCAAUUAAUUGAUAAACUCCGAGCAGCUAAUAUUGAAGAAGCCAUGGAUGAAUCAUUGAAGUCUAGUGAAAGCGGUUUAGCAAAUUCCUGGCUCCAAAAAAUCAACCCGUUCGCCAAAAAAAGCAACCCUUAGACCAAAUAUUUGUUGUAGAAUUUUCGUUAAUAAAACCCUAAUUAUUAUUGGUACAAUUUUUAUUUCAAUUAAUUAAUCCACAGUCAAAUUCCUUUCUUCCUCUUCCAGUCAUUUAAAAACAAAACUUAACCAAUCAGUUAUCACAGAAAUUUGACUUAAAAAAUAACAAUAAUAUAAUAAUAUACAUAAUUUGUAGCUUAUUUAAAAUACUAUUUUGGUUAUUUUUUCUCACUAGGUUAAAAUAGGUUUUUUUUUCUUCAGUCGAUAAAAGGGUUUAUUAUUACACACUACAUUUUAAGCUACCACUAGGGGCUCGUCGUCAGCAAAACCCACAAUUCUCGGACUUUCUUCUUCUUCUAGGCCAUUGUCGUCAAAUGUGGCCGCUCCUGACCUGGAACUGUAGUGAGAGUUGGCGAAACGUACAAAACUGUUGUGGAGACUGAAAAAAAAAAAACUAAAAACGCUACGACUCCAAUCAAUGUAACAACGACGAGUAAGCUGGGUACAAUAAUUGCGGGCAAGUUGACUGAACUUUCUUGCACCAAUUUUGCACUGACUUUACUCUGAGUCGCCGAUAAUCUGGAAAUGAAUCCUUUCGCAGUUUUAAUGCGGACAGCAAAUGUGUAUGUGGUGCUGGAGUCGUUUGUAUACAAAAACGGCGGGUAAUCCACAAUAAACUUCUGUGCAGAGUUUUCUUCCAAUUUGGAACCGUCUUGCACGAGGACUUCGUAGGAAAACGUUCCAGUGGGUUUGAUGUCGUGUUCGCUCCAAUACACAAAGAAACUGCCGUUAUUUUCUGGAAGUACCCGAACUUCGAGUGGUGGGUAAAUAGGAGGCGCUGUAUAAGUGACAGCCUCGCUGGGAGUUGCAUUGAAAACGCCCGUCAUUACUGUAAUGGUAUACACACCGCCGUUUUCUACGUCUACAGUGUGAGUCAGUUUUUUGUUGACUGAAGUGUGCCAGGUUUGGUGACGAGUUUGUUCUGUUAUGGUAACCUAAAAUAA
Messenger RNA from Ceutorhynchus assimilis (cabbage seed weevil), 1961 nucleotides. NCBI's taxonomy places the organism in Eukaryota, Metazoa, Arthropoda, Insecta, Coleoptera, Curculionidae. The record is from the annotation of a GenBank genome assembly.